Vicia faba (fava bean) is the source of this 579-nucleotide messenger RNA. The record is from the annotation of a GenBank genome assembly. NCBI's taxonomy places the organism in Eukaryota, Viridiplantae, Streptophyta, Magnoliopsida, Fabales, Fabaceae.
AUGGCGAAGUUUACCCUUCUAUUCCUUCUCCUUACUCUACUCUCAAUGGCAACAUCAACACCAACAAGUUUCAUCACAUCCUCAUGUAGCACAACACCAUAUCCAACACUUUGUGUUGAAUCUCUUUCUGUCUACGCAACAACAAUCCAACAAGAUCCACACCAAUUAGUCCAAACAGCUUUAUCACUUAGCCUCAACAAAACUCAAUCCACAAAAGGCUUUGUUACAAUGUGCAAUACCUUCAAAAAUCUUAAACCAAUAGAAUAUGCUGCUCUUCAUGAUUGUGCUGAAGAAAUUAGUGAUAGUGUUAAUAGACUUAGCCGUUCAUUGAAUGAGCUUAAACUUUGCAAGAUCAAUGGUCAAGAUUUCAAUUGGCAUAUAAGCAAUGUUGAGACAUGGGUUAGCUCAGCUUUGACUGAUGAAACCACUUGUGGUGAAGGAUUUGGUGCUAAAGCACUUGAUGGAAGAAUCAAAGCCUCUAUUAAAUCUAGAAUGGUUAAUGUUGCCAAAUUCACUAGUAAUGCUCUUUCACUUAUUGAUCAAUAUGCUGCUAAGCACAUGGAAGGAAUGAAUCUCUAG